This is a messenger RNA of Clarias gariepinus (North African catfish), 1648 nucleotides long. It is a transcript of the gene gskip, whose product is annotated as gsk3b interacting protein. The transcript is spliced from 3 exons. Gene Ontology annotation, biological process: regulation of canonical Wnt signaling pathway. Lineage: Eukaryota; Metazoa; Chordata; Actinopteri; Siluriformes; Clariidae. The record is from RefSeq and is a predicted model, not a curated record. Gene Ontology annotation, molecular function: kinase regulator activity; protein kinase A binding. The coding region runs from base 20 to 460 and encodes 146 amino acids. Gene Ontology annotation, cellular component: cytoplasm.
CACACCCUUAUUUGCCGGCAUGAGCCGGAAGUGCACCGGUGAACUCUCCCCGGAGGAGGGGAUGGAGGUGGACUAUCAGCCGGAGGAUCUGUCCAUGUCCUCGUACGACGAGCAGUGUGUUGAACAUGGUGUUAAAGACAUGAGGCUGGAGGCUGAAGCUAUAGUCAGUGACGUCCUGUUUGCAGUCAGCAACAUGUUCGUGUCUAAAACUCUCACCAACGGCCUGGACUUGGCUUUUAUCAACGUGGAGACGAGAGAAGGAAAGCGCUACUGCUUAGAGCUCAGUGAAGCAGGACUCAGGGUGGUGGGACACGCCUUCGACAAGGUGGAUGCAGGUCUGAGUUCGCAGUAUCAUGAGACUGUUUACUCGCUCCUGGACUCUCUAAGCCCGGGUUAUAGAGAAGCCUUCGGGAACGCCCUGUUCCAGCGACUCGAGAGGCUCAAACAGAACGGACAGUGAAGAGUUCAGCCCGAACUCUGAACCCUAAACCCUGGACUUGCUUCCAAACAUCUCCGCUAUAGCUAGUGAUCACGCUGCAGUUCUGAGCGUAAAAGUACCAGUGGCACCCUUUCCAAUCCAAAACACCUUAUUUUAGUUAUGCUCUUAAUUUUACAGACGUCUUGGUCAGAUUCUAAUAAGCUUCACAGUUACUGUAGUAGCAAUGUUUUUAUUGUGUUUUAUGGUUUGGAGAAAAAAAACAACAAACAAACAAACAGAGGGUGCUGUAUGAUUUUGAGUGUAGGGUCUACAAAAUACUGAAAAUACUUUUGCACAUGAUUAAAAAAAAUAUUAACGGAAUUUGUUAAUCACUUUUGUGACUAGAAUUGAAAACCAGCUUGUGCUGUUUUAAAGCUUUACUAUUUUGUCUAAACUGGACCUGAAAAGCUGCUUGUUUUUUAAAAGCUGGUUGGUUUCUAUGAUGCCUUAUUGUGGUGGUCUGGAAUGUUUUGUCCGAUGUAAAGUUUCAUUAUAAUAUAGUUUUAGUUUGGAAAUACGGCUCAUUUUGUGUAUCUGUUUUCCUGUCAUUUUCCAGCAUCACGGAAAUAAUUUCACUAAAUUACUUCCAAUAGUUCAGUUAUGUUUGAAAGGUUGUGUUUUGUCCAGACAUGGUGUUACAUACUUUAUCCAAUGUAGUGUCAUUUCAAGAAAAAAAAAAUAACCGUUUAGUGUUUUUGCUCUAAAACAGACAAAAAAAUAUAUCAUCUAAAAUAUCUGCAUGAAUGUUAGUGAUGCCAAACAUUGAUUCCAGUUCAGAUUUUACAGCGUUUUUUUUUUUGUCAGCAUCUUUUCAUUAUUAUUUUAAUGAAUGUAAGGUUUUAAAAUGCACAAUGCCCUUAUAUUAUAUAAUUUAUGACUUAAAGUUACAGUAAAGGAAACAACGGUCACGAUACAUAGGGCUACUGAACAAAUAUAACUUUUAUUUCAUUUUCAGUUGAAAGGAGAAGCAUGGAGUGUGUAAGAUAAGUCCAUCAGCUUCAGAGUUUUCCUCGUAUUUUUAUGAGCCUGUUUAACUUCUGUUUUAAUACAUGUGUUGUUUUGGCCUAAGCAAAUUUUGCUGUUUUGUGGAAAUAAGGCCAAUCAUCGGGUUUGCACAUUUCAUUAGUGCUGAUUUCUGUGAAACCAAAUAAAUCAGUCUUCAACCUCAAA